AACUUUGUAAUGUUGUUAUAUAUAUAAUAUUAAUUGACAUUCUGGUUAUUAUUGUAUGUCGCAAUAUCAUCUUAUAUUUCUGAUUAUAGAAGUCAAAAGAAAUUAUAGAUUAAAAUAUACAUGACAACAAUUAUAAAGGAGGUAAUGGAUAGAAAACUGAGAGACAAGGGAAGAAAUAAACCCAGCCUCAGUAAUCUUCUUUGCAAAGGCGAUGAUCUUUCCAAAUUUCAAGUUCUAAAGAUCAAUGAGGAGAUAGGUUUUGGAGUGUUUGCUCUAACAGAUUUUUCCAUGGGAGAGUUCUUGAUGGAGUACAGAGGAAAUUGGAUUAGUCAAUGUGAUGUUCUUACUUUGCAAAGAAAGUAUGAAAACGAAAAUAUAGGAAGUUACAUUUAUUUUGACGUUGUUGAUAUUUUUGGAAAAAAAAGUGGUAAGUUAAUUGAAUAUGUUAUUUAUUAUUGUUUUUAAUUGCAAAACAAUAUAAUAAUAUCCCACUUUUAUUUCUAAUGUGCUGCCUGCUUAUAGAUAGUUUUUGUGUUGCCAAGUUUUAAUGGAUAACAGCUGCUCAUUAAUUUUAUAUGUAACAAGUCUAGAAGUUAAUAAAGUCUUUUGUUAUGUUUAAGAAAAACUUUUAAAAAUAUCUAUUUCCUAUGGCAAACAAAAAACUGCACAAAUAUGAAGUUUUUGGCAUAAACAAAGAUAAAGAAGCAGUCCAAAGUUGAAAAAAGACCAUUU
Molecule: messenger RNA, 732 nt
Organism: Hydractinia symbiolongicarpus
Lineage: Eukaryota; Metazoa; Cnidaria; Hydrozoa; Anthoathecata; Hydractiniidae
Exons: 4
Coding region: 121-465 (114 amino acids)
Source: RefSeq, a predicted model, not a curated record